AUGUGGCUUUUCUGUGCGGAGAACCGCACUGUUUACCUGAGGAACUCUGUUCUGGAUGGUGGUUCAGGCAGCAACCUGAAGCCGAGCCAGCAGCAGUCCGGGGCUCUCUGGGGUUUUGGCUCAGACUCACCUGAUUCCUCAGCCACGCCUCCCCAGCUCAGAGCUGGGUCACACCUGCCCUGCCCCCGGCGUGGCUCUGAGGCUCUGAGAGCAGAGGGUGGGGGGCUCCCGCUCAGAGAACUGUUGGCGGCUGGAGCAGAGGGAAAGCACCUCUCGCCAGCGGGGCCUGGGGGCCAGAGUCACCGGUCAUCAGCCCGGGCAGUGAGGACGCACUGCUUGUGUGGAAACAGGUGUCUUGGUUUCCGAUAA
Molecule: messenger RNA, 369 nt
Organism: Rangifer tarandus platyrhynchus (Svalbard reindeer)
Lineage: Eukaryota; Metazoa; Chordata; Mammalia; Artiodactyla; Cervidae
Source: the annotation of a GenBank genome assembly